This is a messenger RNA of Lodderomyces margitis, 945 nucleotides long. RefSeq names its product coatomer subunit epsilon. Gene Ontology annotation, molecular function: protein binding; structural molecule activity. The record is from RefSeq and is a predicted model, not a curated record. The transcript has a single exon. Gene Ontology annotation, biological process: intra-Golgi vesicle-mediated transport; retrograde vesicle-mediated transport, Golgi to endoplasmic reticulum; endoplasmic reticulum to Golgi vesicle-mediated transport. Lineage: Eukaryota; Fungi; Ascomycota; Pichiomycetes; Serinales; Debaryomycetaceae. Bases 1 to 945 code for a protein of 314 amino acids. Gene Ontology annotation, cellular component: COPI vesicle coat.
AUGGACGCAUUUUCUGACUCGGGUGAACUAUACACCAUCAGAUACCAAUUUUACACCAACCAAUACCUCAAAGUCAAAUCCUACUCACUUGAAGAAUAUUCCGAGGAGAAUCAAUUAAAGGUGUUGGAAUUCCAAAUUAGAGCAACAGUAGCUUUAGACCAAGAUGCAUCGCAAUUGAUUGAACAGGGUAAAACCAGGUUCCCAGACAAUGAGGAGUUUUUCCAGUUACUACAAGCAUGGAAUGAUUUACAUGAUUUUGGUACUGAUGAUUCAACUUAUUUUGAAGAUUUGAAACAAGCUAAAUUUGAAUUACAAGCAAUCUUGACUUCGCUUUACUUGGUGAAAUUUGCCAAGGAUAUUGACCAAAGCAUCAACUUUCUCACCACUUACAUUGACAACUUGAACAAUUUACAAAAAUACAAUGAAAUUGAAGUGUUUUUAAUCUUGAUUCAGUUGUAUUUCAUCAAGGGCAGUUUCAAGCAAGCUACUGCCAUUUUCAAAGUUUUGAACCUGUUUCCAGACUUUUCACGUGACAACAUCAUUUACCAAAUAAUUGAAAGUUGGUACAUUAGUAUUCAAAAUGGAACUGAUAAUGUCAACAAUAGUUAUUCACUUUAUGAUGAAGUCUUGAGCAACAGUUACAGCGAAGAUGACAUCAAGGGUAAAGUUCAUAAUUUGACUGUGUUGUUGGUGUUGACGUUGCAGUUGAAACAUUACCCAGAAGCACAAGAGGUUUUGGAUCAGAUAUCGACCUUAACCAAUGAAAAGAAUGCAGACUUGAUUGCCAAUCAAAUAACCUUGGAUAGAUUGGUCAAUUACGGACAAGGAACUGAUGAGUUGUUGGGUGAGUUAAAAAAGGUGAAUGGAGAACAUGAAUUGAUUAAAGAUGAAGAGUCAAAGAAUGAAAUUUUUGAUACAAUUGUCGCCAAGUAUCAAACUGUAUAA